This is a messenger RNA of Erythranthe guttata (spotted monkey flower), 1107 nucleotides long. NCBI's taxonomy places the organism in Eukaryota, Viridiplantae, Streptophyta, Magnoliopsida, Lamiales, Phrymaceae. The record is from RefSeq and is a predicted model, not a curated record.
CCAAUUUUCUCAACCUAAUCCUGAAUCAAUUUCAUACCUUCAUUGACAAAUUGAAAUGGGAAAUUUGUUUUGCUGUAUUCAAGUGGACCAGUCGACCGUUGCUAUUAAGGAACGAUUUGGGAAAUUCGAGGAUGUUCUAGAACCAGGGUGUCACUGCUUGCCUUGGUUUCUUGGAAGCCAGCUGGCAGGCCAUCUUUCUCUGCGUCUGCAGCAAUUGGAUGUUAAAUGCGAGACCAAGACUAAGGUAACGUUCGUUUUCUCCUCAAUUUUAUUUUUUAGUAAUACUGAAUUGGUAACUUUAACAUCGUUUUGCGUUUCCUCUUAUCCAGUGAUAAGAGCCACUGUACCGAAACUGAAUCUUGACGACACUUUUGAGCAGAAAAACGACAUUGCUAAGGCUGUGGAAGAUGAACUCGAAAAGGCUAUGUCUGCCUACGGGUACGAAAUCGUUCAGACACUGAUUGUUGACAUCGAACCAGACGAGCAUGUCAAGAGAGCCAUGAAUGAAAUUAAUGCUGCUGCAAGGAUGAGGCUGGCUGCCACAGAGAAAGCCGAAGCCGAGAAGAUACUGCAAAUCAAGAGAGCUGAAGGUGAAGCAGAGUCGAAAUAUCUCUCGGGUUUGGGUAUUGCCCGUCAGAGGCAGGCUAUUGUCGACGGAUUGAGAGACAGUGUCCUAGGUUUCUCGGUGAAUGUGCCUGGUACAACUGCUAAGGAUGUAAUGGACAUGGUUCUUGUCACCCAAUACUUUGACACAAUGAAGGAAAUCGGUGCUUCUUCAAAAUCGUCUGCUAUCUUUAUCCCACAUGGGCCCGGUGCGGUUCGUGAUGUGGCGGCCCAGAUUCGUGAUGGGCUUCUUCAGGGCUCCAACGCCCUUCAUUGAAAAAUGCCCCCCUUCCCGAUUUUCGAAUUGGAGGUUUAAAUUUUUACUAAUGUUGAUGUUCUCUUAAUGUUGUUUGGAAUUAUAUUUCGUUGCACGAAAAAUAUAUUAGUGUUGUGUGGUUUGAAGAAUUUGUACAUGGGGGGUUACUGUGUUGAAAGUUUGAACUUCGAAACUGUUUUCUCGGUCUGAGUAUAGUGAAGUUUUAUUUCGAUGACGUGGAUUUUUAA